Toxorhynchites rutilus septentrionalis is the source of this 2550-nucleotide messenger RNA. RefSeq names its product elongation of very long chain fatty acids protein 7 (gene Elovl7). Gene Ontology annotation, biological process: fatty acid elongation, saturated fatty acid; sphingolipid biosynthetic process; very long-chain fatty acid biosynthetic process. Gene Ontology annotation, cellular component: endoplasmic reticulum membrane. Bases 609 to 1601 code for a protein of 330 amino acids. Lineage: Eukaryota; Metazoa; Arthropoda; Insecta; Diptera; Culicidae. The transcript is spliced from 8 exons. Gene Ontology annotation, molecular function: fatty acid elongase activity. The record is from RefSeq and is a predicted model, not a curated record.
AUCCGUCGGUAGAGCCGAGUGCAGCUCAGGAUUUAUUCGGACAAAUAACAAUAAAACUGCAGUGCGUUGCAUCUUUUCCAACUCAUCUACUGAUCCAGAGGAACCUGUUCCCUAUCACACGGAUGUUUUGCUAACCCCUCCCAGUGAAGCAAGUGUACAGUGAUUCUGAACGGGAUCCAUUUUUUUCCCGAUUGUGUAUCCUUUUGUCCAGAGCUAAGAAUUGAUAUUCUUUCAAAGUCGGUAAGAGACGGUAACACGCAUACACUCGGGAUUAGAAAACGUGCCAAAUUUCAAAGUGCUAAGCGAUUCAGGAUCUUUGAAGCUUGCGGGAAGAAUAAAACUUAAUUUAGGGGUUGCAGCAGUGCAUUGUUAGUGCGACGAACUCGCGCCGUUGUAAGUGUUGAUACAACGGAAGCUGUGCGAUUUCCGGAAAGUGAAGAACUUUUUUUUCUCCAAAACUCGGCAUAUUUUCGGUGAGAACGAGAAGUGCUAGAAAGUGUCACAAAGUGUUGAAGCAAACUUCCUGCGGCCAGUGAUUGUCAAUCCUUCAGUGUUGAGAGCCUGGAGGUAUCAGUUGUCCGAGCAGUCGAAGAUCCACCCUUACUAAGAUGGAGUUAGUAAACAGCAUUUACGGCGGAUGGCGGUACCUUAUGGACGAUCUGUCAGACCCCCGGACGAAUGAUUGGCCAUUGAUGAGUUCACCGUUUCCCACAAUUGCCAUCAGUUUGUCGUACGCCUAUUUCGUGAAGGUUCUGGGACCCCGAUUGAUGGAAAACAGAAAGCCGUUCGAACUGCGGAAAGUACUGAUCGUGUACAACGCCAUCCAGGUCGUGUUCAGUGCGUGGCUGUUUUAUGAGGCAUGUGCCGCGGGAUGGUUUACGCAUUACAGUUAUCGAUGCCAACCGGUGGAUUACUCUCGAUCCCCAACGGCAUUGCGGAUGGCUUCCGGCUGCUGGUGGUACUUCUUCUCCAAGUUCACGGAAUUCUUCGACACAUUCUUCUUCGUGAUGAGGAAACGCUAUGACCAGGUCUCGACGCUGCAUGUCAUCCACCACGGUAUCAUGCCGGUCUCUGUUUGGUGGGGGGUGAAGUUUACUCCAGGUGGCCACAGCUCAUUCUUCGGCUUACUAAACACCUUCGUCCACAUCAUCAUGUAUGCCUACUACAUGCUUGCAGCGAUGGGUCCCAAGGUGCAGAAGUACCUCUGGUGGAAGAAAUACCUUACUGUGCUACAGAUGGUGCAAUUCGUGAUGGUCAUGCUGCAUGCAUUCCAGCUGCUGUUGUGGAACGAGUGCAACUACCCGAUUGCGUUUGCCUACUUCAUUGGAGCCCAUGCCGUCAUGUUCUACUUCCUGUUCUCGAACUUCUAUAAGAAAGCGUACAACCAGCGGAAGUUAAAGAAGGAAAAGAACGAGAACCUGGUGCUCGCGAAUGGAAAUCUCGAGUCGGAACCAAAUAAGAACAUUGAGUCCCACACCACGACCUCCUCCCCGUACCAGGCGAACGGGAAGACCAGCUUCUACCAUGCGGUUGGCAAAACCGUGGAAGACAGCUACUCCACUACGAGGCAUCGGGUGUACGUCGGCUCGGUGAACAACUAAUCGAUCAGUCCGUUCUUAAAAUUUGCUGCUCUUAGCAAAUAUUAUCUAAGGACUCAGAGAUGAUAACAGAGAGGGAGAGGAACCCAACGAAAACCAAAACCAGCCAGCCAUUCGGGAGGGCGAUGUGGGAGUGCGGAAAACACUCACUCCGUCUCUCCGCAGGAACAACCCAUCAACUAUGCUAUAGCAAUCUGUAUUAUCACCUCAGAACUGAGUUCUAGAUGUUUCAGAUUUUUUGAAACACAAGAAGCGGAUUCGUCGAUAGCAGAAAGUGAUAGCGCCGUGUAGUUUUAAUAUACAAUUAUUCUCCGAUGCACCGUGAAUCAUUUGAAAGCGCACUAGUUACGUGAACAAUAGCUAGGACUUACUAUAUAACUAGGUUAUGAACAAGAAUAUACAGACGAGACCAGUACAACUUGUGCCCCGUAUUUCAAGCUCAAGCCAGCAUUGCCUGACACUCUCGGUAGCGGUGCUAAUUUGCGAUAGUUUCUAUUUUAUCUUGAAAGGAGCGCGAAAAUCUUUUUACUCUUUCGGCUUGAAAAGCCCGUUGUGAGACAGGAAGAAACCUCCUGCCCGGAAAAAUCGCUUCGUAUUUGAGUGUAUAAGUAACAUAGGGAUUAGUAAUUUAACUAGCCUUAAGAAAUUUGUACAUAAUGUUUCCUCGAAUUUGCGCGAACAUCGCGUCUCUUUUUGUGGCUGUACAGAAUAAAAUAAGGAGGUGCUUUCGUAUUUGUAUGCCAGUAUUUUCUGGGCCCGAAAAGAGACAAGAUCUGUUGAUUUCCAUAAGUUUAUAAGUCAUAAGUAGUUGCACACUCAUAUCAAGGUAGUGAAGUAUUUAACAGCGAUCAAAGAUUGACGUAGUAGCAAAAGGAACAACAAGUGAAUAUACGAUAUGUUUGUAUGAAUGACUGAAGUGCAAUAAACCAUAAUAUUACAAUAAUACUCAAAA